AUGGUUUGUCUUAGGUACCUCUUGCCAUUAUUGUUUCAGUACGACUCAACUGCAGAGGAAUCUGAUACUUUGGAGUCACAUGGUGUUGGUGCUGUUGUUCAAAUUGCCAAGAAUAUGCAUGCUGUGCAAGCAUCACAAGCCUUGUCUAGGCUUACUGGCUUGUGUACUGAUGAGAGUUCAACUCCUUUCAACGCACCUGCUGUCAAUUCCCUCAAGGCCUUGUUAACUCCAAAACUUGCCAGUAUGUUGAAAGAUCAAGCUCCCAAAGACCUAUUAUCUAAAUUAAAUGCAAAUUUGGAGUCUCCCGAGAUCAUUUGGAACUCUUCCACUCGGGCAGAGCUUUUGAAAUUUGUGGAUCAGCAACGUGCUAGCCAGGGUCCUGACGGUUCAUAUGACUUAACAGAGUCACAUACUUUUGUGUAUGAGGCAUUGUCAAAGGAACUUUACAUUGGGAAUGUUUACUUGAGGGUCUAUAAUGACCAACCUGACUCAGAGAUCAGUGAGCCAGAAGCUUUCUGUGUUGCUUUAGUUCAUUUUAUUUCAUCUCUAGUCCAUGGUGAAUUUGCUGCACCAUCUGGUGUUCAGAAUAAACGUGAUGUGAGUAGCUCAUCACCUGAGACUUAUGAGCUUCACAGCAAUAUAGCUGAUGUAUCGGCAGAUGAACAGCAUGUUCCUGAUGAGGUGGCAUUAUCUGAUGGAAGAGUAACAGACAAGGAAGGAUAUAUCCUGAUUAAGAACCUUCAAUCUGGAUUAACCUCACUUAAGAACUUACUGACAAACAAUCCUAAUCUGGCAUCCAUAUUUUCUACCAAAGAAAAAUUAUUACCUCUUUUUGAAUGCUUUUCGGUGCCUGCUGCAUCAGAGAGCAAUAUUCCACAACUUUGCUUGGGUGUUCUGUCUCUCCUGACUACAUAUGCUCCUUGCUUGGAGGCUAUGGUUGCUGAUGGCUCUAGUCUUCUCCUUCUGUUACAAAUGCUUCACUGUUCCCCAUCUUGUCGUGAAGGGGCUCUUCAUGUUCUAUAUGCUUUGGCAAGCACACCGGAACUUGCUUGGGCAGCUGCCAAGCAUGGUGGAGUAGUGUACAUUCUUGAACUUCUAUUACCUCUCCAACAAGAAGUUCCCUUGCAGCAAAGAGCUGCGUCAGCCUCUUUAUUGGGGAGACUUAUUGGGCAGCCAAUGCAUGGGCCUAGAGUUGCGAUAACACUUGCAAGGUUUCUUCCAGAUGGCAUGGUUUCUAUCAUUCGUGAUGGACCUGGCGAGUCUGUUGUAUCUGCUCUUGAACAGACAACGGAAACUCCAGAACUUGUAUGGACACCAGCCAUGGCAGCUUCUUUAUCAGCACAAAUUUCAACCAUGGCAUCAGACCUUUACCAUGAACAAAUGAAAGGUCGUGUUGUUGAUUGGGAUGUACCUGAGCAGGCAUCUGGGCAACAAGAAAUGAGGGAUGAACCACAGGUUGGUGGAAUCUAUGUCAGGCUGUUCCUAAAGGACCCUAAAUUUCCUCUCAGAAAUCCAAAGAGAUUCUUAGAGGGACUAUUGGAUCAGUACUUGUCAUCUAUCGCUGCCACACAUUAUGAAACACAUGCUGUUGACCCUGAACUUCCUUUGCUACUCUCUGCUGCUUUAGUAUCACUUCUACGUGUGCACCCUGCACUUGCAGAUCAUGUUGGUUAUCUUGGAUAUGUGCCAAAACUUGUGGCUGCUGUGGCUUAUGAGGGAAGACGGGAAACAAUGUCAUCAGGGGAACUGAAAAGUGGGGGCCAUGCAAUGGAGAAAACAUAUGAACCUGAUGAUGGAACGACACAACCUGCACAAACUCCACAAGAACGGGUUCGCCUUAGUUGUUUGCGCGUUUUACAUCAACUUGCUGCUAGUACUAUAUGUGCUGAAGCUAUGGCAGCAACUAGCGUGGGAACACCUCAGGUUGUUCCACUUCUAAUGAAAGCCAUAGGAUGGCAGGGUGGAAGCAUUCUAGCCCUCGAGACACUAAAACGGGUGGUGGUUGCUGGCAAUCGAGCUAGAGAUGCACUUGUCGCACAAGGACUUAAGGUCGGUCUUGCUGAAGUACUUCUCGGCCUUCUUGAUUGGAGAGCCGGAGGAAGGAAUGGACUUUGCUCUCAGAUGAAGUGGAAUGAAUCUGAAGCAUCUAUUGGAAGGGUGCUCGCAAUUGAGGUUUUGCAUGCAUUCGCAACGGAAGGUGCUCAUUGUCUUAAAGUGCGUGAAAUAUUAAAUGCCUCAUAUGUUUGGAGUGCUUACAAAGACCAGAAACACGAUCUCUUCCUUCCUUCAAAUGCCCAAUCUGCUGCUGCUGGAGUUGCGGGUCUAAUUGAGAACUCAGCUAGGCUUACUUAUGCCCUUACUGCACCACCACAGAUGUCUCAGGCGCGAGCACCUGCUUCAUCGGGAUCUGAAACCAAUGGGAACCCGGAUAGUAUUUCAUAGUAUGAAGUGUGAAAGACAACAUUUGGCGGCCAUAAGCAUAGUUACAGGAACUGUUAUACAUCACUUAUCUGUAUAGCUCACUGUACAGUUUGAAUAUUUUUUCCUCUUUUUCUCCUUGUCUGUCUCGUUCAUGGUAUAGACAAUCAAGGUGGUGAUUGCGAUUUUCUGGGGAGAUAAGUUAAAGAAGCAAGAAAAUUUGUUAUAUUUUUUUUAAUGUAAAAAAGAAACUCCAAGUAAAUUUGUAAAUGAGCUGGUUUUCUGCCCAAAUUGCUACAUAAAUUGGCAAGGUUGAUCGUGUGAGUCCUUCGUAAGCUGGUUGUCAAUCGUGAUUUGGUUUCUGAAUUGGUUAUUCUUUU
Messenger RNA from Carica papaya (papaya), 2798 nucleotides. The record is from RefSeq and is a predicted model, not a curated record. NCBI's taxonomy places the organism in Eukaryota, Viridiplantae, Streptophyta, Magnoliopsida, Brassicales, Caricaceae.